GAAUGGGUCCCAAACCUAUUUAGUUAGACAGCAGAGUUACCAAGAAGAGCUGGAAACACCUGAUGGUCUCUGUGGGACAAUCCGCUCCAUAUAGCUCUCCUCUUAAUUGUCGGAAGAUAAAUCUACCUCCAGGCUUCAUAUUUGUCGAAUUUUUGUUGUAUUUUCUCUUCUGAAAAAGGUUACAGAGCCAGCUGAUCUCUCUUUUUCUCUCUCUUAAUCCAAACUGAUAAGGAGACAUUGCACUAUUCUUUUUUUUAUUGUUCAUAUUUAUUGUAUUUUGCACUAACGAUGCACACCACGCAAAAGGACACGACCUAUACGAAGAUUUUUGUCGGGGGUCUUCCCUACCACACCACGGAUUCAAGUCUCAGGAAAUAUUUUGAGGUGUUUGGUGAGAUUGAAGAAGCGGUGGUCAUUACCGACCGGCAGACCGGCAAGUCUAGGGGUUAUGGAUUCGUGACGAUGGCGGACCGCUCGGCUGCAGACCGAGCCUGCAAGGACCCCAACCCAAUCAUUGACGGCAGGAAGGCCAACGUCAACCUGGCCUACCUGGGGGCCAAGCCUCGGGUGAUGCAGCAAGGUUUCACCUUUGGUGUUCCCCAAAUUCACCCUGCGUUCAUCCAAAGGCCUUAUGGCAUCCCGGCCCACUAUGUGUACCCUCAGGCAUUCGUUCAGCCUAGUAUGGUCAUCCCUCAUGUGCAACCUGCCGCUACUGCGCCCGCCACUGCUUCCUCCCCCUACAUCGACUACACCGGAGCUGCCUACGCGCAGUAUUCUGCAGCCGCAGCCAGCGCUGCCGCCGCCGCAGCAUAUGAGCAGUAUCCCUACGCCGCAUCCCCUGCCGCCGCAGGCUACAUGGCUGCUGCCGGCUACGGCUACGCAGUCCAGCAGCCUUUAGGCACAGCUGCCCCGGGCUCAGCCGCCGCUGCAGCCGCAGCCUUCGGUCAGUACCAGCCUCAGCAGCUGCAAGCCGACCGCAUGCAAUAGCAGCCACUGCAACCACUGGACAUGCAGAGCGUGGAGGCCCGCCCCCGGCCACAGCUGAUUGGUCAGGAGAAGGCUCAGCGAAGGAAAAGGAAGAGGGAGUGGCCUUAAGGGUGGGCGUGUCAGCGACUCAGA
This is a messenger RNA of Cottoperca gobio, 1119 nucleotides long. RefSeq names its product RNA binding motif protein 24a (gene rbm24a). Gene Ontology annotation, biological process: positive regulation of myotube differentiation; mRNA stabilization; regulation of alternative mRNA splicing, via spliceosome. Gene Ontology annotation, cellular component: nucleus; cytosol. NCBI's taxonomy places the organism in Eukaryota, Metazoa, Chordata, Actinopteri, Perciformes, Bovichtidae. The record is from RefSeq and is a predicted model, not a curated record. Gene Ontology annotation, molecular function: mRNA 3'-UTR binding.